GGAGAGCACAGAGCAAGAGGCAAUGAACAGGGGACAGAAAACUGAAGAGGAGGAGACAGGGAAGGAAACAUGUUGUACCUGCUGAAAGAAAAAAUUAAUGAGUGUUUAGCUCCCGAGCAACAGGAGUCCAUGGAGGUUACAUGUCAGAGAAGGGGAGGAAGCAAAGUCUCUUGGCAUGGAACUGACGUGGGCACAAGUGCACCAUUAAUCCUGCUAGCGCUGGUCUCAUCCAAUUAUACCUGCUCCACCCUGUUAUAACUACAACUCCCAGCAUCCCCUGACAGCCUACAGGCAUCCGCACAAGCGCUGUAACAAUUAACUUUUAUUGAUGCUGCUUAGACAUAUUACAGAUUAAUUCACCCAAAAGACUGACAUGUUUUAACUGGUUAGACCAGACCCAUUUUUACCUGUUCGUAUUAGUUCCCUGUAGGAAUUCAGCAGAGAAGCCUAUUUUGUGACCAUCAACCUGAUAACUUCCACAUUACCCAUAUCUGCAUUUCCCUACCCUCUGCCAGACCCAAACUCACAGACCUGCAGCAGGACUCUUCUUUACUACUGAUGGGUGAAUCAAUUUGACAGACGAGAAUUCGCUGGGAAUAUCCGCGUUUCACCGUGGGUGAAUACAUUUGUGAAACUGCACCGAAAAUUUUGGACGCGCAUCAGAAAAGUUGCUCGCGUCAAAACCGUCUCGGGUCAACAUUAUUCGGACACCCAUUGACUUUAACACCGGUGUCAAAAUUGACACAGACGUCAAGAAUCAAGUUUCGCUAAUUUCGCUGGAAAUCCGCUGAAUUUUUCACUGCAGCGAAACGGGACAAAUUCGCCCAUCACUGUUCUUUACACCAUAACCCCCUUUCAUGCCUAUGCUUUAUGCCUUCAAAAUGUGCUUCUUAGUCAGAAAUCCAAAAAUGAGCACAUACUUUGAGGUUACUGGGAGCAACAUGCUUGAUGAGCAACAUGUUUCUUGUGAGCCACUGGUUGGGGAUCACUGCUCUAGACUUUUCAUCUUGCAGAUCUUCUCCAAAGAAACUCACUACACUCCUUCACUUGUUCACUCUUCUCUAUUCAGGAUGUUCUCUGAGGACUAUGACGGUCUCAUUGUACGUUCAGCCACCAAAGUCACAGCGGAAGUCCUGACUGCAGGAUCCAGGCUGAAAUUGGUGGGACGAGCGGGAACAGGAGUGGACAAUGUGGACGUUGAGUGUGCCACCAAGAACGGCAUCAUUGUGAUGAACACUCCAACAGGGAACAGUAUCAGUGCAGCAGAACUUACCUGUGGACUCAUUCUCAGCCUGUCCAGGCAAAUUCCACAGGCUGCUGAAUCCAUGAGAGCUGGAAAAUGGGAUCGGAAAAAGUUCAUGGGAUCAGAGCUUUAUGGGAAAACAUUAGGAAUCCUAGGCCUUGGUCGGAUUGGGAAGGAGGUUGCUAUCAGAAUGCAGUCAUUCCAGAUGCAGACCAUCGGUUAUGACCCCAUCAUCCCCCCUGAAGUGACCUCUCAGUUUGGAGUUCAGCAGUUUCCACUGGAAGAAAUCUGGAAGCAGUGUGAUUAUAUCACUGUACACACACCCCUUCUCCCCUCUACUACAGGGUUGAUAAAUGACACAGCAUUCGCAAAGUGCAAACGGGGGGUAAAGGUGAUAAAUUGUGCUAGAGGGGGCAUCAUAGAUGAGGCGGCCCUGCUGCGGGCACUGCAGAGUGGACAGUGUGGCGGAGAUGGGUUGGACGUAUUUGUAGAGGAGCCUCCCAAAGAUCGAGCCUUAGUGGAGCACCCCCUGGUGAUUAGCCUGCCUCACCUCGGAGCCAGCACGGAGGAAGCCCAGAAUCGAUGUGGGGAAGAGAUCGCUCAACAAAUUGUUGACCUGGUGAAGGACAGAGCACUGGUGGGAGCGGUCAACGCACCUGCCCUAUUCAAGGCAUUUUCACCUGAGACUAAGCCAUGGAUCCAGCUGGGGGAAACAAUGGGAAAUCUUCUUCAGACCAUGUUACCCAGUAUCAAUGGGAUCGUCCAAGUCACAACAUCUGGUGAUUUACUGAAGGAUGCUGGGAGUUUCCUUUGUUCUGCAGUGACGGUUGGUCUUCUACGAAGGAACAAGGAGAAAAUCAACCUCGUCAAUGGAUCUCUAUUCGCCAAAAGCUCAGGGAUUAAGGUCAGCUCCCAACACUCCACAGGUGCAGGAGAAACAAGACUAGAGGUUUCUGCUGGGGGUAUCCAGUUGGUUGGGGGUUUGAAUGAUUCCAUUCCAUGUCUCCUGAAGAUUGGAACCUCAGAAUUCCGCAGCCCUGUGACCCUCCGCGGCACUCUGAUUUUAUGGGAGGGUUCAGCCCCAAUUGUGAAACUGACAGAAGCCCUUUCUGAGGCGGGAAGUCAACUGGAGAUGCUUCAUGUUUCAAAUGGACACAGUGUGGCUGGAAUAUCUUCUUCUCUCUCUGACCUGUCUCUCCUGGCACCGUGCAUUCAGAUUACCCUGUGACCACCCACUUUACUUUUUGACUUGUAUAAGUGUGAAAUAGCCUGUAAUUAGCUAAUAAACCAUACCAGUUUA
Xenopus laevis (African clawed frog) is the source of this 2543-nucleotide messenger RNA. It is a transcript of the gene phgdh.L, whose product is annotated as phosphoglycerate dehydrogenase L homeolog. Bases 858 to 2471 code for a protein of 537 amino acids. The transcript has 12 exons. The record is from RefSeq and is a predicted model, not a curated record. Lineage: Eukaryota; Metazoa; Chordata; Amphibia; Anura; Pipidae. Gene Ontology annotation, molecular function: NAD binding; oxidoreductase activity, acting on the CH-OH group of donors, NAD or NADP as acceptor; phosphoglycerate dehydrogenase activity. Gene Ontology annotation, biological process: L-serine biosynthetic process.